Mesitornis unicolor (brown roatelo) is the source of this 4226-nucleotide messenger RNA. RefSeq names its product chromodomain-helicase-DNA-binding protein 6-like. Gene Ontology annotation, molecular function: protein binding. NCBI's taxonomy places the organism in Eukaryota, Metazoa, Chordata, Aves, Mesitornithiformes, Mesitornithidae. The record is from RefSeq and is a predicted model, not a curated record. The transcript has 10 exons. The annotation marks the transcript as partial.
GUGGACUAGGAGAGAGCAGGCAGAUUUCUACCGCACUGUCUCCUCCUUUGGGGUUAUCUAUGACCAGGAGAAAAAGAUCUUUGACUGGGCCCAGUUCCGAGCCAUCUCUCGACUGGAGAAGAAGACAGAUGAGAGCCUGGAGAAGUACUUCCACAGCUUUGUGGCCAUGUGCAAGAAUGUCUGUGGUCUCCCACUGUGGAAGGAGGACGGUCCCCCAGACCCUGACAUCUACGUGGAGCCCAUCACAGAGGAACGUGCUGCCAGAACCCUCUACCGCAUCGAGCUGCUGCGAAAGGUGCGCGAGCAGGUGCUCAAGUGUCCGCAGCUCCACGAGCGGCUCAAGCUGUGCCGGCCGAGCCUCUACCUGCCGGUGUGGUGGGAGUGUGGCAAACACGAUCGGGACCUGCUGAUCGGCACUGCCAAGCAUGGCCUGAACCGCACUGACUACUACAUCAUGAAUGACCCCCAGCUGUCUUUUUUAGAUGCAUACAGGAACUAUGCCCAACAUAAAAGAAUGGGGCUCCCAGGCCCAGAAACACUGUGCUGCCUUUACCAGACUAACUCCAAACUCUACAGUUCUCCCCUGUACAGCCAGGUGGACCAGGCUUGCGAACCUCUGGAGAGUGAAGUGAAGAGUCAGAUCAAGCUGGAAACUGUAGACAAUGCCGUGUCCCAGGCUGGGGGCAGUCUGCCAGAUGCGAACUGUGAAACGUUCAUGUCUAAAGUCCAGGACAUAAUUUCCAGUAACUACGAUGAGAGCUCUCUGCCAGACUCGCUGGUGUGCAUGAUGUACGAUGAGAAGGCCUGUAACAGCGAGCAGAGCUCCCUUGCCCGGGACAGCCCAAGCUGCACGGAUGUUGGAAGCAGCAUUGCCAAACUCUCUGAGGGCAAGCUGGAGGGGUAUGAGGAUCCGUCCAGCUGUGAUGCAGAUGCCAUGAGAGAGACUCCCUUCCUAGAGGGUUUGCAGGUGGGCUGUGACCGGAUGGACAGUCAGAAUGAGGAGACUGAGCCUUCACCUUCUACCCCCGAAAGCGACCCUUCACGGAGGGUCCCGGCAGAGCUCUGUGAAGCCUUGCAGCAGAAGGGAGACCUCACCAGCCCUGCGCCAGUGCUGCCCGAGCACAGGGCCGUGGAAAGGGUCAUAAGCAUGGGGCUCUACCGUCCCGGUCUUCAUAACUACGAAAUAAAGGUUCCUUCUGAGCAGAGAUUCAUCAGUCUGCUACAGGAGAAAGGAAUGGAGGCAAAGUCAGGGCCAAGUCAGAGCCACAGCGAGGAAGAUGAGGAGGAAGAAGAGGACGAUGAUAACUCUGAGGCAGCAGCAUCUGUGGAAGGCUUGAGCGGCCCCAGGACCAGGGCUGGUUGUGACCCCGAGGCUAAUGAACUAGGGGGUGAGGAGCAGAGCUCUGGCCUCCCCACUCCUGAGGACACGUGCCCAGAAGACGUGAAUGGCGAGAGAGAGUCCCUGGGGCUGGGAAUGCCCGAGGGCCUGGGAGAGCCCGGGCCAGAGGGCAGGGAGGACCGCGGCCUGGACGAAGAGAGCACCCUGCAGCACUCCCCUGGCCAGGCUCAGGACCAGGCGUUCAGUCUGCUGGCACCUGAGACCCACUGUGCCGGCAAGGCGGGCUGGGGCCGAGGGGCCGAGGGACAGGCAGGCUGCAGAGGGGCCCUGCACCCUGAGUCCCAGGGAGUGAAGCAAGAAGAGUGUGAGAACAGAGACGAGGGAGAGAAAGGCAGCAGUGGCCAGAGUCAAGAUGGUCCAGAAAAGGACUUGGAGGAAGAGAGCAAGAGUUCUGCUUCUGUCCUGCCUGGGGAGAUUGAUGACCUUCAGGAUGCCAGGGCACCAACCAUAGCGCAACUGCUGCAGGAGAAGACACUUUACUCCUUCUCGGAGUGGCCUAAGGACCGCGUGAUCAUCAGCCGCAUUGACAACAUCUGCCACGCCAUCCUGAAAGGCAAGUGGCCUUCCUCCAACCAUCAGUUUGAGACGCAGAGCCUGCUGACGGCUCCAGCGGUUGCCAGCAGUGCCGGCAGCAGGAACAGCUUUGCUGACUCAGAAGCCCCUGAUCCCAGCUUCAGUAACGGGGUGUUGAUCUCACAGGUACAAAAGGAAGGAUUCCUGACCCCUGCCUUUGCGAAGGACGAGCGGAAGCACAGGAGGCCCUAUGAAUUCGAGAUGGAGAGAGAUGCCAAGCAGAGGAGCUUGGAGCAGCUGGCAGCAACCCCUGUUCAUGCACCCAUUGCACUGAACGGCUGGCGAGAUGCGGCUGUGGACUUGUCCAGGGCCUCUGAUGGGUCCCCAGGGAGCUCCUCUCCUUUCCCACUGAACACAAAUGUGCCCAAGCUGGGGUCUGCGAACACCCUCCAGGGCUCCCUGGGCAUGGACUUGUCUGGCAUCCUCCAGGCAGGGUUAAUCCAUCCUGUCACGGGCCAAAUUGUCAAUGGCAGCCUCCGAAGAGAUGAUGCCGCCAUGAGGAGGAGACGGGGCAGGAGAAAAAAUGUAGAAGGGAUGGACCUCAUCUUCUUGAAGGAGAGGCCUCUUCCAACCAGGCUGCAGCAGGACGUUCAGGAGGACCAGACGCAGCCCCCCCAAAACAGUCCCCUCCCCGAUGGGCCGGUUGCUGCUACCUCAACUCCACAGCCAGUCCCAACUGUAGGCAGCCAGGCUGAGAAGGCUGUCCCAAACAAGAGUCUCCUCGACUGGCUCCGUCAGCAGUCCGACUACACACUCGACGUUCCCGGCUUUGGCACAAAUUUUUCAGACAAGCCCAAGCAGAGGAGGCAACGCUGCAAGGACCCCAGCAAAUUGGACAUUAACUCACUUACGGGAGAGGAGCGGGUGCCUGUGGUACAUAAGGGUACCGGACGGCGGUUAGGGGGAGCCACGGCACCAGCAUUGAAGGAAUUGCCAAGGUGGCUUGAUGCAAACUUGGAGUAUGCUGUUGCAGCUGACUGGGCUGACAUUGUUAAGCUUUCAGGCUACUUGCCGGAAAGCAAAUUCAAUCGCAUCCUCACUGAGCCUGUGCUCCGAGACGCGGGGCCGCGCCGGAGGGGGAGGAGGCCCCGAAGCGAACUCAUUAAAGGCCCCGGUGUCGUAGCAGAUUCUUCUUCUGGAAUGGGACCAUUGUUCAUGAAUGGACUGAUUGCUGGGAUGGAUCUGGUAGGACUGCAGAACAUGAGAAACAUGCAAGGGAUCCCUCUGACCGGGCUGGUUGGGUUUCCUGCUGGAUUUGCAGCUGUGCCCGCCGGCGAGGAUGUGAAAAGCACCCUGAGUAUGUUGCCCAUGAUGCUGCCGGGCAUGGCCACUGUACCACAGAUGUUUGGCGUUGGAGGACUUCUCAACCCCCCCAUGACAACCACUUGUACCGCGACUGCUCCGACUUCGUUAACAAGCACAACGAAAAGUGGUACGGCCAACGCUGAGAAAGCUCUCGAGGAUAAACAGAGUAGCCAGGACGUGAAAAAAGAAACUCUCUCGGAAGAUAAGCCUGGUCCCAGUUCGUUUUCUAAUCAGACAGAGUCCGCAAUAACUACCAGUAGUCCUGUAGCUUUUAACCCAUUUCUUAUCCCAGGAAUGUCUCCUGGACUGAUCUAUCCCUCAAUGUUCCUUUCCCCCGGCAUCAGCAUGGCGCUGCCCGGCAUUCAGCAAACCAGGCACGCGGAGGCGGCCAACCUGGAAAGCCAGAAGCGGAAGAGAAAGAAACCGAAAGGGGAAUCGGCAAACCCAGAGCCAGAAACUGUCUCGCUGCUGGAAAAAGAAGCUGCAAACGGUCAAAACUGUACAGAGCAAACGCCGCCGUUGUCGGCAGAGAAAGAGGAUGGACCAGUGGAGGAGGAGCGCGAAGCAGCUCGCGAUACCAAUUAGAACUUUUGUUUCAUUGAGAAAAACAAAAAAACCACAAAAAGAUUGUGGCUUGUGAGUUUCUUAUCCCAUAAACUCUUUGUUACUUACCCUCCCGCCCCGCUCCGCCUUCAUAAACCUGUGUUUCCAUGAGUAAUAUUACCUACCUACUUCCCUGUCAGGAAAAACUCUGGUGACAUGCUACAUGUUAAUAGUUGCAGGGUCUUGCCACUUUAUUAGAUAAACAGUGUUGUCUAGCUAGUAUGGGAGGCACUGAAUUCUCAUUCUGUUUUUCCAGUCCUUCAUCCCAGCCGACAAUAGCAAAUCCAGUACUCGGUCACCCCCCCAAAUUGCUCACUCCUUUGAGAAGAAAAAGCAGCAAAAAAAA